AUGGUCCGCGUAUGCAGAGUGGUGCCAAAAGAAUGGACGAGAUACUCACCGCUUGGCGGGGUGAUACCGCGCACGCGGUUCAUCGUGUUCAAGACGCCUCUGAACGAUCGGCUUCUCACCAGAGUCGAUCCCUCGCAGAGGUUCACCGUCAGCAAUCUUAUGUGGAUGUUGGCAGAACGUGGACUACGACUUGGCAUGGUUGUUGAUCUUACUGACACAGAUCGGUAUUACGACAAAGAUGAAAUUGAGGGGAUGUGCAUCCAGUACCAGAAAAUAAAUUGUCCAGGUAGAGGGUUUGUGGAAAGGACUGAAUGUGUCGCUGAAUUUAACAAGGCGAUUCAAGACUACAUCGAUAGGUCUGACGAUGAAGGGCCAGGGAUUCGUCUGGAAAGUUGCCCGGCAGCGAGUGGUUAUCCAAAAUGGCGGAGCGCAGCCGAUACUAGCCACACGUUGGCAGAACGUGGACUACGACUUGGCAUGGUUGUUGAUCUUACUGACACAGAUCGGUAUUACGACAAAGAUGAAAUUGAGGGGAUGUGCAUCCAGUACCAGAAAAUAAAUUGUCCAGGUAGA
Ostertagia ostertagi is the source of this 573-nucleotide messenger RNA. The record is from the annotation of a GenBank genome assembly. NCBI's taxonomy places the organism in Eukaryota, Metazoa, Nematoda, Chromadorea, Rhabditida, Trichostrongylidae.